Molecule: messenger RNA, 3015 nt
Organism: Volvox carteri f. nagariensis
Lineage: Eukaryota; Viridiplantae; Chlorophyta; Chlorophyceae; Chlamydomonadales; Volvocaceae
Product: myb-related transcription factor
Exons: 9
Coding region: 1-3015 (1004 amino acids)
Biological process (GO): regulation of DNA-templated transcription
Cellular component (GO): nucleus
Molecular function (GO): DNA binding; DNA-binding transcription factor activity
Source: RefSeq, a predicted model, not a curated record
AUGUCACGUGGCCUGGACCCAUGCCUGCUCCAGUACUGCCCAAAGUCUGAGGCGGCCAUCUCCGAAAAGCUCAUGGACCAACUGGAUAGCGGUGUAUACCUUAUCACCGGGGGAUCCCCAUCGGCCUGCCACUUACACCGCCCUGACCGCGCCUCUUCCGCCUUCACCGCCUAUGUACGACCCUACCCGGCGGCUGGCACGUCAAGCAUUCUGAUCCAUGGUGGCGGCGGCGGCAGUGGCAGCGGCGGCAGUACCGACGUAGCGGCCUCACCCUACACGGAAUCUAUGGCAGCCGCCACUGCUACAGCCGCCGCUGCUGGCGCUGGGGCUGCUGCCAGCAAUGGUGGAGGCAGCUGCACUUUAGAGCAUUUUCCGGUUGCCCCCCGUCACCGGAACCACCAUUACAGCGGUGUGCAGAGCCAAGGCGGCAGCUACAGCCACAGCUACAGCCACACCGCUGCGAGCUCGCACCGAAAAGACCUAGGCAGCAGCGAGCCGGCGCCGUCGUUACAUCUGCCAUCACACCAGCAGCAGCAGCAGCUGCGGCAGAUGCAGCAACUGCUAUCCUCGCACAGCUUAGACAGCCGCGGGCAAACGCACACGCACCGACAGGCGCACCUGUUAGGGAAGAGCGCCCACAUGCACUUCCACAUGGACGGGGCUUACUCCACGCACAAGCGCCCGCACAGCCAUGCGGAGCGGUACGGCCAAAGUUCCGCCGGCAACGAUUACAAUCACCACCGUCACCACCAGCCUCAUCACCAUCCCAGCGACUUGGAUCCCAUGAAUCGGUUAGUGGAGCUAGCUACAGCCGCGGCGGCGGCGGCCGCGGCAGGAUCUGGCUCGGGAUCCGGAUCCGCGUCGCCGUCCAACCUUGCGAUCAAGAGUGAGGAUUGCGAUCCGAUGCGAGGCUUGGGAGGCGACACGGAUUUGGAUCCAGAAACCGACCAAGCCAACGGUCACCUGGAGGAUGGCGACGAGGGGAUGAGCGAAGGUGGCGGCGCCGACGGCGACAAUGAGAACGGACUGGACCCCGAAGACGACACCAAGUCUGGUGUUUUGGAUCCGUCGUACGCUGCCAGCGGCCGUGCGGUGGAGCGCGAGCCGCCAGUGGCUGUGGGGGAAGGCGGCGGGCUUGCCCCGGCCCCGGCGGCAGGGAACGCGCAGCAGCUGGCUGCGGCUGCGGCCAUGUUGGAGCUCGCGCAGGCUGGCGGUGGCGGGGCCCGCCACGGUGCCGGAAUAGCGGCCGCCGUCAACGGCUCGCCAAUUGGCGUCCUGGCAGCGGCGGCGGCGGCGGCCUCCGCUGGAGGGCCGCCAGCGGCGACGCCGCUGCUGCAGCUCCUUGCUGCCCAGCAGCAGCAACAGCAGCAGGGACAGACGCUAUCCGAACUGAUUUCUGUGCUCUCCGGUUCUUCCGCUGCCGCUGGUGGCGUCUCCGGCGGCAUCAGCGGCGCAGCGGCAGCCGUACUACAGCACCUGGCCACGCAGGAGCAGCUACAGCUGGUACUACAACAGCAGCAACAACAGCAACAGCAGGUGGCGCUGCUGCUGCAGCUGGUACAAGCUGGCAGCGGCGGCGGCGGCGGCUUGGGGACAGGUCUGGGUGGCCUUGGCGGUCUCCUUGGCUUCGCAGGGCUUGGAGGCGGUGGCGGUUUCGGAGCGGGUCAGGGGAGUGGCGGCGUCCUAGGCCAGCAGCAGCAGCAGCAGCAGGUGCCGCCGGUGCGGACUGCAACGACGGCUGCGACGCAGCGAACGUGUUCACCGGCGCCUCCGCAACCGCCACCACCAUCACAACAACAGCAGCAGCAGCAACCAUCACAAUUCCAAAACCUACUGCAACAACAACAGCAGGACUCCCAGCUUAGGAAAGCAUCACACCAACACCCCCAGCAGCAGCAGCAGCAGCAACGGGAGCAGCAGCACCUGCAGGGGGCAUGUAGUCCGAGUGACGCGGAUCAAGGAGAGUCGAAGGCCCCCGGCAGCCCGCCAGAGACUACUGCGGCUACAGCUGCCGCCGCAACAAUGAUGGCGACGACGGCGAUGGCGCCUUCAGCGACGCCGCCGCAGCAGUCGUACAACCAGUUUGCGGACAUUGCCAACGCGCAGCUGGAAGAGGCCACGGAGGAGGGCGAUGAAGACACCGAGGAACGAGAGGACGAUCGCGACUCAGACACCUUCGAUGGUGACGGAGGUGACGGCGGUGACGGCCUGGAGGGCUUCCUGGAUGAGCGCAUGGUGGUGGUGGCGGCGGGGGAAGCGCACACCGACAAGGCCUGUCAGGUCACGCUGGUACCCGGCUCGCCGCUGAGGUUCCCUGGCAGCCACCCCCCGCCGGGUCGGGGCGGUGCCGCCGUCGGGGCCGUUGCGGCCGUGGGUUCCAAGCGCAAGGCGGCCGCAAUGAUGACCGGGGGUAAUUCCAGCGCGGCCUGUACGUCCAACGGACAUGGGAGCGGCGGCAGCGGCGGUUUCGGGGCCAGCGGCGGCAGCGGCGGCGGCGGCGGCGGGGAGGAAAACAACGGCUCCGCGGCCGGCGAGGGCGGUGACGGGACCUGCAAGGCCCCCAAGAAGCCCCGCAUCAACUGGAGCCAGGAGCUGCAUGCCCGCUUCCUCAACGCCAUGUUCCAGCUGGGCAUCAAGAACGCCGUGCCUAAGACCAUCCUGCAGCUGAUGAACGUGGAGGGCCUCACGCGCGAGAAUGUGGCCUCCCACCUCCAAAAGUACCGCAUCCUGCUCAAGCGCCACGCACAGCUGCCCGCCAACGCGCCCCUCAACCCGGACAACCUCCGGAAGCUGGAGGUCGUACAGCAGGGCUUGACGGCGCCGCUGGCGGCGGCCGGCCUGACAGCCGGCCUGGGCGGCCUGACGGCGGCGGCGACACCGGCCGGCCUGGCGGGGCUGUCUGGACUCGGCGUCGGGGGUGGAACCGGAGGGCUCAACGGCCUUGGACCCGCCGCAGCAAUCGGUCUUGCGGCAGCCCAAAUAUCGCGCCAGGCGACGUCCGCGUCCGUCAGCUGA